Molecule: messenger RNA, 4371 nt
Organism: Diabrotica balteata
Lineage: Eukaryota; Metazoa; Arthropoda; Insecta; Coleoptera; Chrysomelidae
Source: the annotation of a GenBank genome assembly
AUGUAUUGUGAUAUAUUUGAUUUGGCAGCCAUCAGACGGCUCCUAGAUGCUGAACAUUCCUCGUCUGGCACAUGCCCAAGUUGCGAGAUGCCUUUUGACAAAGGCAAAAAAAGAAGACUCAUAGACAAUUGCGGACACGAGAGAUGCUAUUCUUGUAUGUUCACCAACGAGUCUUGCCCUCUCUGUGUAGGAAACGGAAUCACGACAGAAAUAGAUGGAACCCUUAAACCAAAUUUAGGCUGUAGCAAAUUAAGAGGAUCAGAAAUUAGCCUCCGUGGAGAAAUGCCUCAAGCGCAGCAAGUGCAACCUAGAACCAAAGUCAAAACUAACGGCUAUUUUAACUUACUCUCACAAAGUCGCACUGAUCUGUUGACAUCCAGUGUAGAAGUAGGCCAUCCAGAAAAGCUGCCAAAGACUCGUCCCUCGAAUUUGCGUCACCGAGCUCCCGAACAGAAUAUUAUGACUCAAAGCUGCCCCACUCCUCCUCAAGCCAGAAAAAAAUUCUAUCUCGGAGCGAAGGGAUUAAAAAGUCCAUUAUUGAGUAGGGGAGUUAGGCAAGAACCAGCUCUAUCAGACGAUGAAAGCGUUCAACCUAAACCCGCCAUCAAGAAAACAUCCGAAAACGAUCUCUAUAUGCGUCUUGGACUCCUUCUCGGUGAUUCUGCCAAACGAUCGAAGAAACAGCAAGAAAUAAACCAUGAAUCUUGCUCAUCAUUGGCUAGUUACGAGGCUUCCACGAUGUUGUCAACAAAUACUAGCCCUGUCUCAACAUUAACCGGGAGUUCGGAAGACCAGCACCGGACUAAUCCUAGCUCAGAUAGUGUCGCAUCGUUGAUGUCACUCUCAAUGUCCGGACAGAGUAGCAAUUCCAGUCCCCUUAGUAGGAGACACAGUGUUACCACUCAUCAACAAAACCACGCCGAAAGUAUAAGAUACAGAAGACCUGGCGCUAGAAUAACAAAAGCCGAAAUUGCCAAAACCUCGGCAGAUCCGAGGAUACGUAUUAGGCAAUACGGUCCACCUCAACUAACAUUUAAGCCCUUAUUUUUCGAAGUACCUCUUCAAGAACCCGAUCCUCUCUUCAUCGGCAGACAUUGGUUGAUUAAAGAAAUAGAAGAUGUUAUCAAUUCUUCAAGUCCCGGUGUUCUGCUGACGGGUAAUCCAGGUAGUGGAAAAACUGCCCUCAUCCUACAACUAGUUGAAUAUAGCUGUUUUGGUCGCAGAAAAGAAUCACACUAUCAGUCUAUCCAAUCUCCUGAAAGAUCUCGUAGUCCCCAAAGUAUCUACUUUCAAAUCGACUUAAUUUCGGAAAAGAUUAAAGAGCUUUCCAGCAGUAUUGUAGCCUAUCACUUCUGCCAAGCUGAUAAUAACUACACUUGCUCUGUACCUGACUUCAUUCAUUCUUUAGCAGCUCAGUUAUGUCAAGCUCCUCAACUGGUAGCAUAUCGAGAUCAUCUGGUGAAUGAGUCUGAUCUACAAAGUACACUAGCACUGAAGGAGUGCAUCGCUAACCCCGACAUAGCAUUUACUAGAGGCAUUUUAGAACCGUUGGCCUGUUUAAAGAGAUUGGGGAAGAUAGACAACUUCAACUAUGUGAUACUUAUUGACGCAUUGUGUGAAGCAGAGUACCACAGACCCGACCAUGGUGAUACUAUAACGACAUUCCUCUUGAAACAUAUCUCAAGCUUUCCUUCUUGGUUGAAAGUUAUAACUACUGUUAGAAGCCAACUAGAAGAAGUUACAAAACAACUUCCUUUUACUAGGAUCUCCUUAGAUAAUGUACAGUCUAACGAUAGUAUUCAAAAAGAUUUGGCUGGAUACAUUAACUUUAGAGUACAGAAUAAUCAAGCAAUACAAAGUAAUAUAACACUAGCUACUAAUGGUAAACCAGAAAGUUCCUCGUUUUCUCAAAAUAAAUUUGCCCAUCAUUUGCUCAAUGCUAGUCAAGGUUCCUUUUUAUUUGUAAAACUAACCUUAGAUUUACUAGAAAAAGGUCAAUUAGUUGUUAAAUCUUCCGGUUACAAAGUUCUUCCAGUAAACCUAGCUGAAAUCUACCUCUUACAUUUUAACUUAAGAUUUCCUACAAUACGUUCUUUCGAAAAGGUCACCCACAUUCUCAGUGUCUGCCUUGCAGCUCUCUAUCCGUUAACCAUUCUGGAAAUCUACUAUUCGGUUAAUGCUCUAUUAGUCGAUAACUUCUUGCCUUGGAGUGAGUUUCUACAGAGAUUUAAACUGCUCUCUGGUUUUCUGGUAAAAAGGCUGGAUAACACCUACAUGUUUUUCCACUCAUCAUUCAGAGAAUGGUUGAUUAGAAGGGAUGAAAAUGAUGCCAUGAAGUUCCUUUGCGAUCUUAGAACCGGACAUGCUGGAAUCUCAUUCAGAUUAUCUCGAGUACAAGCGCCUUUAGAUCCAGAAAAAACUUUAGAACUUGGCCACCAUAUUCUCAAAGCACAUGUCUACAGAAAUAUGUCUUUCCCGAAUCUCACGUCACGAGAUUUACAAGCAAAAUGGGUAGCUGAGAGUUCAGAAAAUGUAUCUGAAGCAGUAUGCCAUUUGAGAAAUAUGUAUUGUCCUAAUGUUAAGGUAUCCAGAUUAAUGCUCCUGGCUGGAGCUUCACCAAAUUAUAUCACUGAUCUCCUGGGUAAUGCACCAGUGCUCUGUGUAUAUGCUAAUGAAGGUAUUCUUCCCAUGGUGUCAUUGCUUCUGGAAUUCGGUGCUGAUGUUGAGCUCACAAACAGCCAAGGUUGCACAGCUCUUUCUCUGUCGUCAGCUAGAGGUCACUGUGAUGUAGUACGACAACUAAUAGCAGCUGGUGCCUCACCUGGACACGCUGACACAGGAGGAUACUGUCCUUUAGUCCACGCUGCCAGAAAUGGAUUCCUCAAUGUUGUUGGUUAUCUCCUGGCAUGUGAUUGGAUAACAAAAAAUGAAGAAGAUGUACAAAUAGCUGUCGCUGCUCAACAGGCUUUGAUAGCUGCAGCAGGACAAGGACAUAGUGAAAUUGUGGAAUAUUUGUUGGACAUGGCAGAAGUUAACAUUGAUCUGCCUGAUUCGAUAACUGGUGAAACUGCUUUAACUAUUUCUGCUUCAAAUGGUUGUCAUGGAGUUUGCUCCGUUUUGAUCAAUAGAGGGGCAAAUAUUUGCGUCACGAAUAAGAAAGACCUGGCACCACUGUUCUUGGCUGUCAAAGAAGGUCAUUGGGCUGUGGCUGAAAGACUGAUCCAGAAUCAUGCUGCUAUCGAACAAUGUGAUUCUACUGGAAAAUCUCCUUUGAUGAUUGCUUCGUCAGAAGGACAUUUAGGAAUUAUCGAACUUCUACUUGACAGAGGUGCUGAUAUAAAUAAAGAAGACAAAGAAGGCCUCGCACCCCUAGCAUGGGCUUGCUUAAGAGGAAAACUACAAGUAGCUCAGUGUCUCCUGGAACGAGGUGCAGCCAUUAAUCAUGCCGAUAAGUCUGGUCGAAUUCCAUUAGAUCUAGCUGCUUUUCAUGGAAAUCAAGCAUUAGUACAGUUUUUAAUUGAUCGUGGAGCUACGAUUGAACAUGUUGACAUUAGCGGAAUGAGGCCAUUAGAUCGAGCUAUUGGUUGUAGAAAUGUUCAAGUUAUUCACUGUUUUCUAAAGAAGGGUGCAAAAUUGGGACCUGCAACGUGGAGUAUGGCACAUGGAAAACCAGAUAUAAUGUUAAUUCUUUUAAACAAGUUGCUCGAAGAUGGUAAUAUUCUAUAUCGUAAGAGCAGGCUAAAGGAAGCAGCCCAUCGAUACCAAUAUGCCCUAAAGAAGUUCCCAACUGAAGACCAAGAUGAACAUAAUAAAACCUUCAAACAACUUAAGAUAAACUUUUUGUUGAAUUUCUCUAGAUGCAAAAGGAAAUUAGGAGAAUCUCAAGAAGCCAUUGAAUUGGCAAAUCUCGUUAUAGAAUUAAAACCAGAAUCCUAUGAAGCUUACUACGCCAGAGCGAAAGCUAAAUUGGAUCAAAACAAAUACGAAAGUGCCUUACAUGACGUCAAAGAAGCUCAAAAAAGAGCUCCGCCCCAAGGGAGCGAAAUAAAAAUUUUGAACUACUUGUUAGAGGAUAUUACUACAAGGAUGUCCUCCAGUAGAAGCUUGUCGAAUAGAAGAAAUGUCGCUAUAUCUGUAGAUACUUUACACGAAUAGAAAUGUUGUCUUUUUAAGAUAUUUUACAAAAUAAUGAUAUGUCUUUUAGAUACCCACGGGGAUUACAAACUAAAAGGAAUUAAUUUUUUCUUCUUUCUUUAAAUUUAAAAGUAGGAAGCGCUAGUUCAAUACCCUAUAGUGUCCUAUAGUAGUAUAAUCUAAAGACAAUACUUAAAUUCUUGAUUGAAAUAAGAAGCGUUCCUAAAGUGUAUAUUU